This is a messenger RNA of Syngnathoides biaculeatus (alligator pipefish), 2870 nucleotides long. RefSeq lists its product as uncharacterized. The coding region runs from base 431 to 2215 and encodes 594 amino acids. The transcript is spliced from 9 exons. The record is from RefSeq and is a predicted model, not a curated record. Lineage: Eukaryota; Metazoa; Chordata; Actinopteri; Syngnathiformes; Syngnathidae.
CUGGUUACCAGCCAAUAGCAGGGCACGUAGAAACAACCAGUCGCGCUCACAAUCACACCAAAGGGCGACUCCAUACGGGUGGGGUUCAGAUUGGAACCCCGGUCCUCAGAAUUGUGAGGCGGAUGCUGUAACCAGUCGCUCCACUGUUUCACCCAACUUUCUUCCACAUACUAAAACCAAGAUGAAGACAAAGGAAGCGGGCUGGAGUGACUUUGAUGUAACAGAGAGAUCACUGCUAUUGGCUGCUGCUGCAUCAGCAUCCACCUGAGAGGUCAAAGUGCACGUAACAUGGAAGAUAACCAACAACCUCAUCCUAAUGGUUACUUUUCAUUGGCCGCUUUGGCGUUUACAACCCAGCCUACCGUCUAUUUAUGCUUCGUGACUUACAUUUGGAGCUGCUCACUGUUCAUCAGCGCCACCUCAGGACAGGAUGUUUAAGCCAGUGCUACUAUUGCUGCUCCUGACAUGGUCAGGACUGCAAGCUUCCCCCGUCUCACCUCUGAGAGGAUUGCCCAAGACACCGUCAACCUUCGGGCUCUCUGAUGGCUCUCAGCAGAAUGAUAUCCUUAGAAAUCUUCCUGAUGGCUUUCAGCAAGAUACUGAGACCUCCAAAAGAUUCUUUGACAAUGGCCUGGUGCAGGACCACAUCAGCGAGAUGAGCAGGAAGACAGCUUCCAUUCAAAACCUUCUUGAAGAAGAUAUGGGAGAGAUGGAGACAAAACAUUGGCGAGCAGAUGAAGUCCCCAUUGACGUGCCAGCACAGAGGAACGGGGCUGGUUGGGUUCGAGUUGAGGAAUCCCCUUCUUCUCUUCACCUUCCAGAUGGUUUCAGACAAGGAACUAAGCCGUUCAUGUCGAUUCCAGAUGGUUUCAGACAGGGAACCGAACCCUUCAUGUCGAUCCCAGAUGGUUUCAGACAGGGAACCGAACCCUUCAUGUCGAUCCGAGAGGGUUUCAGACAGGGAACCGAACCCUUCAUGUCGAUCCCAGAUGGUUUCAGACAGGGAACCGAACCCUUCAUGUCGAUCCCAGAUGGUUUCAGGCAGGGAACCGAACCCUUCAUGUCGAUCCCAGAGGGUUUCAGACAGGGAACCGAACCCUUCAUGUCGAUCCCAGAUGGUUUCAGACAGGGAACCGAACCCUUCAUGUCGAUCCCAGAUGGUUUCAGGCAGGGAACCGAACCCUUCAUGUCGAUCCCAGAGGGUUUCAGACAGGGAACCGAACCCUUCAUGUCGAUCCCAGAUGGUUUCAGACAGGGAACCGAACCCUUCAUGUCGAUCCCAGAUGGAUUCAGACAGGGAACCGAACCAGUAAUUUCACUCCCAAAUGGUUUCAGACAGGGAACAGAACCUUCUGGCUCAAUCACUCGUGGCUUGAAACCAGAGCCCUUAGCUUCCAUUCCAGAUGGUUUCAGACAGGGAACCGAACCCUUCAUGUUGAUCCGAGAGGGUUUCAGACAGGGAACCGAACCUUCCUUGUCGAUUCCAGAUGGUUUUAGGCAGGGAACAGAACCCUUCAUGCCGAUACCAGAAGGCUUCAGACAGGGAACAGAACCCUUCAUGUCGAUACCAGACGGUUUCAGACAGGGAACUGAACCUUUUAUGCCGAUCCCAGAUGGUUUCAGACAAGGUACUGAACCUAGUGUCUCUAUUAAAAGUGGCUUGGAAUGGGAAGGUGAGCCCUUAGCUUCUAUCCCUGGUAGCUUCAGACAGGAAACAGAACCAUCUCUUCACAUUCUUGAGAGCUUUAGGCAGCGGUCAGAACAAACAAAAAACAAAAAGGGACAGGACCAUUCCAACACCUGGCUCCAAACACAGACAUGUAGAGGAGAGGUCAUUAAUGGAAAGUGCUAUGAGUUCAACCCAACACCACUGGCAUUUAAAGAAGCACAGAAAUUAUGUAAAGCUCAGAACCCACACGCUGAGCUGGCAUCUGUAACAAAUGGCAACCUUCAUUCCCGCCUGGCUUCCAUGGUUAUAAAUGGCGGUGAGCACAGGCCACAGAUGACGUGGCUGGGGGCCACAGUUAAGAACCAGCAGGCCUCCUGGCUCGACGGAUCUGAGAUGAAUUACAGUGACUGGAUGCCGGGUCAGCCCAAUAUUCAUACGGGUAAACCUGUCUGUGUAGAGAUGUUCAAGAUAGAUGAAAGCUGGUGGACAGCUGCCGACUGCGAUCUGAAGAGAGCAUCCAUCUGCUCGUACUCUAUCGUUGCAUAAAAAUCAACAUCUUGUUCUUGACAUUUUUUUAAAACACCAUCAUUUGCAAUGCUUAUUAAAACCAUGAAUGCAUCAUAUUCCUACGUUUGUCUUCACUAUUCUUCAUAAGGCUUCAGACAGAAAAACACCACAUGAUGUACCGGUACACUUAAUUUAAAUCCAGACGCUUUAAUGAUCAUGUUCCAUGUAUGUGUUUACAAAGCAAUUAUGUACAGUUUAGGGACCAAAUUUAAAACAAUUGUUUACAAUACGAGUACCUGGAAAGUGCAAAAAGUACAUUUGAUAAACAGAAAUAAUCGAAAUCAUGCUAUACAUUUGACAUUUAUAUUGUAUUCAUAAAUAAUCACAGAUAUACACAUAUCGAUUUGAUGACUGUCACAGAAAAUGAUGCUAAGAUACAACACUAUGUCUAGGUUAUUUGUCUUAAAGUCUCUUCCUCCUAGUAAUACCGAAACGAUGAGAACCAUCCUGAAAUAAAGGCACUCCGUUUGUUGAAAGUCUUAGAAUGUGAUAUUGGAUGUGGUUGUACGAAACAAAUCACAGAAUCAAAAGACUGUGUCAAUGUGUCGGAUAGACAUUUUGGCUUAGUAACACAAACAGCUGUCACCAAUAACAUGCCCUUACACUAACUGCUCACACACACGCGCACGGUAAA